UAAUUCAAUGUGCCUUGCUUAGUAAACCGCGUCGAAUGUGUAUGAUAAAAUCGUUAUCGCUCUGUACAGGCGCAGUUUGUGCAGACAGUAUAGAAAACACUGGUAUAUGCUUCAAAUGGAUUUAACAUUUACGGAUUCUCGAAAUAAGAUAUAGUGCAAUGUUUCAGUUUAGGAUAGUGAUAUUGAGAACAUGAUUACCAGUUUCCCAAAGGAUAGUUAUAUUUUCUUGUGGAUUCAAUCAUGGACGCCCCUGUAGAUUUUUCAUUAGACAGAGCUCGGAUUUUGAAUGGAAACAUUUCUUCUUACAAUGGGAGUAAUUUCAGUGAAUCUGGGAGAUCUUCGUCUGUGGGGGGAGGAGGGUGCGUUCAGGAUCUCACUCGAGGGUCUACGACCCCCUCCACCUCCUCCGACUUCCAUAGAUAUUUUCAUCCAGCGGGAAUUGCUCUGGCUGCUCAAGGUGCGUCCACUUAUCCCAUGAUGCACAGCUAUUUGGCGGGAGGAAGCUCCGCAAUACCUGAUCAUCUGAAGUCUUUACUGCCAGAAUACUACGCAUCACAUCCUGAAGGAUUGUCCCGUUACAUGUUUCCUGGCCCAGGAUUCCUCCCUCCUUACCUCCCGUCCUAUAUGUCCGCCACAGAUUCCUUGUCUUUAUUCGCCCACUCGGCAGGAUCGUCGGCCUAUCACAGGAUUUACGAUCUGCAUAAAGAAGCAGCUCUUUAUCACGGAGCGGCUCGCUCUGGGUUAUACAGUCCUCCAUCUUCAACGUCAUCUUCAACGGCAUCCGGAAGAUUAUCCUCCGAUCAUGCAUCUAAACGAGAUUCAAAAUCGACAGAUUCCAAACGCUCACUGGAUCUCAGCAAACAUGGCUCUCGCGACGAGGCAACUGCAUCAAAAGUUAAACCUUCCAAAGACAUUGACAGAAAAGAUGAACGAACGAACAAACGUCCAUGUGAACUGUCGCCGACUAGAAGUAGAAAGUCUAAAAUUCCAAGAGUUUCAGAAAAUGACAAGAAACUCGAGAAAGAAUGCCCAAAAGAAAAUUCGACAACUUCAGUCUUAGAAUCCAAAAUCUUGGAUAAGACUAACAGUAACAGUGAGGUUACCGUGACCAUUGAUGAGUGCAAGAAAAUUGACAAAGAUGACGUUUUAGUGGAUUUAUCUAUUAAAAUUCCAAAAUCAGAGUUAAUAUCUCCCAAAUCUCUUAAAACUAGUCCAACUGCUUCUGAUGGUUCUCUAGAAGAAAAGACGUCACCUUUUUCAAAUAAAGACACUAAAUCAUCAGAAGACAACAAUACAAUGACCACCAAGACCACGACAACGUAUUCAAUGCCCUACUACCACUCAAUUUACUCUCACUCUCAACCGGAGGGGGUCACAGAUGGGAAGAAGGUCCAUGCACCAACAUUCACUCCAGAGAUCGUCACUUUACCCAGCGUUGUACCCAUCUCAUCCCUUCCUGUACAAACAAUAGCGUGUGAUAUGAGAAUCAAGAAGGAAAAAACUUCCUCCUCGUAUACAUGUUGUAAUCAGUCGUCUGCAUUGACACAGAACACGACUGCCACUUGCCAAAUGAGUCCAAAAGCUCAGAAAAGUAACACUGCAUCAAAACAGAACGAUUCCCACGAACAAUUAAAAACUGACAGUAAUAAACGGAAAGGCAAAGACAAAUCGGCAUCUGGAAGAGAUAAUUCAAUAGAAAGUGAUAUGGACAAGCUCUCAAAGAAAACAAUAGAUUCAUGUCAAAGUAAUGUUAUGCAAAGUUCAAAAUGUUCAAAUAAAGGCAAAUUGAAUAACAGUUCCAAAACACAGCUAAGUGAAUCAAAUAAAACAGUGUCAAGCGAAGUUGUCACAGAUUUAUCAAAGAAAACAAAGAGUCAACCGACGGAGGUACUCCAUGAUAAAUCGGCUAUCAAGCCGAAAACCAAAUCAGCUUCUUCUACAAAUGUGUCACCAAAUGAUCAGAACAGAGAAAUCCCUUGCUUAACUCAAUCCUCCCAAUCUAGUACUGGAAAAGCAGAAACCGACAAAAGAGAAAGAAGUGAUUCUUCGGCUGUUAACUUAGUCAAGGAAAAAUCUACAAUUCCCGAAACUAAUUUAAAAAAAGAAGAACUACAGAGUUCAGAUAACAUUGUGCCAGAUAACACGCCUUGUGAUGUUUCUUCCAAAAAAAAGGCUGGGAAACAAUCAGGGAAAAGACAGACUGGAAAACUGAAAUCAAGUCUGGAGGAUGGCGCAGGAAUGAGUAAUAUACCAAUUGGAAUAGCAGUAGCACAGAAACGAGAGGAUAAAAAGACAGACAAAACAGAGACAUUAGAAAUAUCCUUUAAUAAUGGUGCAGCUAAUGACCCGUCAGCACGUACCCAUGGAGAUAGUGUACAAGUUGUAUCCAACCAACGAGCUUUGUCAAAGUCCACCACCCCUAGUUCAUCUAUCGCUGAUAUGCGUAAUCAGCUUCCGGCAAACCUUAUUGUUACAGGUUCUGCAAAUGGCACUGGGGUGGCUUGGGCAGAUGAUCCCUCUGCUAGACAUUUUACGCCACCAUGGAUUCAAUCUGGGCAUUCCACAAUCGGCCAAUCACCAUGGCUGUCACAACUUCCAGCUUUCAAUCUUAGCACUAGUAUCCCUACAUCUACCACCUCAAUCGAAGGGAACCAACUUCCCUUGACCAUUCCACCUGGAUACAAAUUAAUACAAGAUUCUGUCGGACAGCUUUUACUUAUACCUUCCACAAAUAUUGACAUGUAUGAUCAUCAUCGUCUCUGGGCUUUUCCUGGAACACAUACACCACAGAUACAACAAAUAUUUACCGCACAGCAAGCUCCUCUUCAGCACCAAGUGAUUGGGAACACUGCUGAUAGGCCUGCUACUGACUUUACUCUUGGUGUAACAUAUCCCCAGCAGUUCCAGACCCUGUACCAGUCUCGUGAUGAUCAAAUGAUAGACAAGAAAAGCGUUCAAAUUUUGCAGCCAAAGGUUGUCUCUGAUCAAGAGAUUUUAGAAAAAGAUGUAACAACAGUCAAGGAAGAGGGGGCAUCAAAAGUGGAUAAAGAAAGAGAAAAAACUGACACUACCAAAGAAGAAGUACCUGCUGCUAAAGUACUGCCUACUUCAAAUCAAGUAGUAUUUCCUCCAGCUUUCAAUGCAGCAGUUGUUACCGACGUACCGUGUACCGUAAGUGUGGUGCAGGCUGUCAAAGCGGUGACGUCAUUAGUCCAGUCACGUGGCACGUCACCCAUGAUUCCUGGAACUGAAUGUGAAGACACGCCUCAGGAUAAGAUAGAGAAUGUGCAUGUAAAUAAUGAGGUGUCUUCUUCUGCUGAGGUCUCUGGUUUGUGUUCCAAAGGAGUUGCAGCUGUACAAACAGAGAGCACUUGCAAAACGUCAAAAACUGAUACCAAAUGUAAAAUUGAAAAAGAAGUCUCAUUAAAGGAUUCUAGUGAAGAGAUUUCAGCCAAUCAUUGUGCUAAAGUGUCUCUUCCAACCACCACGGUCAUUGGGGACGUCACAAUAGUAGAAAUGACACCGGACACUAAAUCACAUUCACAUGAAAUCGCAUCAACUAUUGAUCAAAACAAAACAGAGACACAUACCGAUUUAAUUCCAACAAAAGCGGAACAAGAUAGCAAUAAUUACAAUCCCUUUUUAGAUCCUCAGAUUCUUCAAGCAGCAGAUGGAUUAGAACUUUUAAGUGCCUUGGCUGAACAACGGGCAAAAUUUGCCUCCCCUGAAAAAGAAGAGAGUAAAAUUGAUCAGACAGUUGCGAAAGAUCAAACAGAAUCAAAAACACAUACAAAAACAAAUCCAAAAGAAACAACUAAAACAAAAAGUGUGGAAAAGAAAGAGUCGAAACCAGCGGUAAAACAAGUGCGAAAAAAGUCAGUGAGUAGAACACGAUCCCUGCCACCUGCUAAGCCAGACUGUAAAACCGAAGGAGGCAGUUAUUACACAUCUUCUGGUCUUCGGAUCCCUCAAGAUCUGGGUUCUUUUCUUGAAAUAGGAGACGACGAAAUUAACGCCAUAGAACUAGAUAUGAGAAUUCGUCUGGCAGAACUUCAAAGGCUCUAUAAAGAAAAACAAAAGUUGUAUGCAAAAUUACAACCGAAGAAAACCGACAAAGAAAAGGAACGUGUCGAUGACAAACAGCGGGGACCAGGACGGCCUAGAAAGAGACAAAAUACUACCGGAUCUCCACAGGAUAACAGCAACUCUGGUGAAAAGAGUAAGGGGAAAGAACCGCCUGUCAAGAAAAAGAAACAAGCGGAAGAGCUAGUAGACAGGGUAUUUAGAAAAACAGGCGGAGGAUUUGGGAUGCCACUUAGCAAAAAGCUGAAGGCUAACGCUAUGGCAGCACUUUUUAAGACUCAAUCUGGCUUUACUAUGAAACGGAAAGGCAGCGCAUCUGGCGGUCACGCCAACGAGAACCAGGAUAAUCAUUUUCACUUUGGGAAGACUGGAUUUUCCACCUCUACGGAAAAGCCCCUUGACUUCAAAGGUAAAAAAAAACUUUUUUUAAUCCAUCCAGAUAUUUUUUGAUCCUUGAAAUUUUCUGUAGAUAAUCUCUUUGGAUCUGCGAUGAAAAUGUUCAAGAAGAUCAAGAAAUCAAGUUCCCACUCCCAUGAAAAAGAAAAGCACAAAUACAAAUACCAGGAUGGAUUGUCAAUGCUAGCAAAUUAUGCCGUCUGUCACCAACGAGAACAGGAGCGAUCCUCUUUUCGAGAUAUACACGAGAACACGCAAACAUCACACAAAAAACAAAAGGAUAAGAAAAGGCGGGAAGAGAGGCAUGAAGAUCGGACUGAAAGCAAACGAGAAGAUAAGGAUAGAUUCGUUGAUAAACAUGAAGACGAAAGCAAAGACGGGUUGGAAGAUCGAUUAAGCCUGUGUAAGACCGAGCAUGAUAUUCCAAACGUUUUGGAGAGCAAAACAACUGUUGAUUUUGAGUCCUUGUCUGCACUUACUAAACCGCAUGUUCCUACUAAUAUUGACAUUAAAGAUUCCGAGAAAACGAGCAAGAGCGAAACUCCUUCAAACAGUAGCAAUAAAAAAAGAAAGCCGGGAAGACCCAGAAAAUGUACCCCAGAUCAGUCAGAGAAUGGAACAGAAACAAUUGUUGCAAAGACGGCAAAGAAUUUCAGAUUGUUCCAACUUCAAAAUUUUGAAAAAGACAGAAAGAUAAAGAUGGAAAACCAGGAAACGAUGAAACCUAUAUAUCUAGACGAGGAGUGGUUACGGAGGCGAAGUGAGCGCAUCUUCUUGAGUGAUCCUAGCCCGCAGCCAUCGCCCAACUUCACGUCAACCGCAACACAGCCAAACAAAGCGGCCAAUCAGCUACAGACAACAUCUAAAAUGACGAAAGUGACAAAACCUCACUGCAAUCAGGCUAAAUUACAAAAGGCUAAAAGUAUCAAAGAGUUGACCGACAAAGUCAAGAAAAAGUACUCAAAGAAGUUUCAGAAGAAUACAGACAAAAUUGAAAGGAGACCACCGCACAAAAAGCAGCCAAAAUCGAAGGCUUUUAUCGACUCUGACAGCAGUAGCGAGAGUGAGAGUGAUGCCGACAACAUACCACUAAGCGUGCUCCGAGAUCGCCCCCACACUCCAGAGCCUAAAACGUGUACCAUAGACAAGGAUGAGUUGGUAGAUGGAUUAAGAGUCCUGGUUUUCAAAGAUGGCUUGUUCUAUGAAGGAGCUGUAAAAGGGAUUCGUCCACCAGAUGUUUAUGGUGUUAUGGUGGAUAACGCUCGAGGAAACCGACCUUAUAUUUACUCACAAGAGGAAAUGCUAAAGGAAGUGAUUUUAGAUGUUAGGCCUCAGUCAUCAAAGGUUCUUAAAGAAGGAACCAGAAUCUGUGCCUACUGGAGCCAGCAGUUCAGUUGUCUCUAUCCAGGAACUAUUGCAAAAGCUAGUCCCAAUCCACACUCUGAUAAAUCCAGCAUUAAUGUCGAGUUUGAUGACGGAGAUUCGGGAAGAAUACCACUCGAUCACAUCCGAAUGCUGCCACGUGAUUUCCCAGUGGUCUCGUAUGAUCCGAACCCUCUGUUGCUUAUUGGUAAGCGAAGAAGACACACCACAUCGGAAAGUGUUGAAUCCUCCACAAAGUUAUCUGAAAGAUCUGAGAGCACGGACUCGAAACCAGCCCAGAAACGGGGCCCUGGUCGACCCCCGAAGCCGAAGUCUGAGAGAAAGGAUGAAGAAGACUGUGAUAUUGAUGUUUGCGGAUUUGAUGACGACAUAAAUGACGUGUUUUCGCCGUCUGCCAACAGCAAUCAAAAGACUGUGUCUCAAUCAAAAAUAAGUAGUGAAGAUAGAAAAACAGAGAAAAACAAAACGAACAAAUCCAAAAAGGAAAAGUCUAAGGAUUCGGCGAAAAGUAACCAAGAACAAGGUAAAAAUAAGUUUUAUCACAGUCUGGAAAAUUUGAGGAAGGCGUCUUCUCUUGAUAAGAGGCCUUUUUACAAGUCAACCCAUUCAUUGUCUCGAAAAGGCGGAAGUGACGUAAAAAUGGAACAAUCUACGCAUUCUCAAGAUGUAAAUUCUGUUGAUGACACAGAAAGAGGUAGAACUAAAUGUUCUCCAUUCAACAACUUGAAUAGAUCUUGUACAAUUGAGCCAAAGGCGGCAGCGUUUCUUCCUGCUCGACAACUCUGGGAAUGGUCUGGAAAAAGUACAAAAAGGCCUGGACUGAAAGGGAAGGCAAAGAAGGAAUUCUACCGAUCUAUUAUCAGGAACAAAGAGCACAUAUCCGUUGGGGAUUGUGCAGUGUUUCUAUCCACUGGCCGUCCUCAUUUGCCAUACGUGGGAAGAAUAGACAGCAUGUGGGAGGCAUGGGGAGGACAAAUGGUGGUCAAGGUCAAAUGGUUCUACCAUCCCGAGGAAACCAGAGGCGGAAAGAAACUACACGACAUGAAGGGUGCUUUGUUUCAGUCUCCACAUAUUGAUGAAAAUGACGUUCAAACAAUUUCUCACAAGUGUGACGUAUUAUCUUACACGGAGUAUAGGAAAACGCAAAGACCGGAUAAUCUGGUCACAAAGGAAACAGACGUUUAUUAUUUGGCGGGAACAUACGAACCUACGAUUGGUCUACUGAAGUUUGAAAAGGAUGUGAUGUAAUUUACAAAAUGUGUUAAACGUUGAUGACAUGAAUUUGUGGUAAUGUACCACAAAAAUGUUGAAGUAAUUUGUUAAAUAUUUGUAGUUGUUAAAAACUGUGAUAACAUUUUUUGUGUUCUUUAAAUGUCCGUAAUAUCUUCAAAAUAUUAAAUAAUAAGAAGCUGGCAAUUUAUUUCUGAAAAACGGAUCGUUUUGAAUUUCAUUUUUUUAAGAUAAUUUUUUAAACCUGUACAAUACGCAAGUUUACAAAAUUACUCUCCAAUGACAACUUCUUGUGAAGUUAUUCCAUCCUAAUUCGUUUGUUAUUAUACAUUUUGAAAGUUAUUUUUAAGGCUUUUGAUAUAUAUUUUAAACUAGUUUUUUCGCUGUUUUAAUAUAUGCAUUUAUUACUACAAUUAAAUUACUUUAAGGACAUAAUAAUAAAGUGAUAAUAUCUUACUGGAGUGCUAAAAUUACAUUUAGGAUAAUUAAAAAUGUUUAUUUUACUACUGUUAAAUUUUUAGCUAUAGAAUAUUGUACACACUAUGGCAGAAAGGUGCUUUAGAUAUCAUUUUUAUGAUUCUGGUUAUACCUGUACAUACAGGAUAACUUGUUUUUCACGUAUCUUUUAUCCAAUACGCUUUGCAUUUUAUUUUUUAAUUCCAAUAUUGAAAACGCAAAUAAUGUUAUGUAUAUAACAGUAAUUUUCAAAUCCUUGUGCUUACAUUUUGUGUUCAUCUAUUAUUCCAAAUCAUUCUGUGCUUGUUUAAAUACCGCAUUCUACGAUGUCCCUUAUGAAAAUAACUUUUUUUUGUUCUGCAGCUACGACAUGAUUGUGCUGAAAAAUAUCCAUGCAUUACUGUGUAUAUAAUGCAAAUAUAAGUGCAAUAGCAAUGCUUUUGAAAAAAAAAAAUCAGUAUACUUGAUAUAAUCUGGUUGCACGUUGAGUCUUUCAUGAAUGUUGGAGUCAAGCCUUGUUUCAAUAUCCAUUUGCUAGAUUGUGUGGCAUCGUUUUCUACAAAGAAAAAUAGUACCUGCUUAGUUCAAAAGGGAGUAGUAAUUAUUUGAAAUAUAUUAAUUUAGUGCUUCAGAAUUCCAUUUUUAGAAGGGGAUUUUGAGACAAGGCUUGAAUAAAAUACUUGUUGAUAUACAGUGGUUGUUAACUAUGUUAAUAUGGAGUAUUGUCAAAAUAUAAGUAUUUUUGGUGCAAAAGCUUUUGAUUGAAAGAGUGUGUGAUAGAUACUUGCUUAUAAGAAUAAGAGUGAAUCUCUUUAAAAAUCUUAUAUUUUUAACUGCAGUCAGACAGUGUCUCAAAUAAAGAAAACUACAGCACGA
Saccostrea cuccullata (small rock oyster) is the source of this 8424-nucleotide messenger RNA. RefSeq lists its product as uncharacterized. Lineage: Eukaryota; Metazoa; Mollusca; Bivalvia; Ostreida; Ostreidae. Gene Ontology annotation, molecular function: chromatin binding; DNA binding. The transcript is spliced from 31 exons. The record is from RefSeq and is a predicted model, not a curated record.